CUCAGUAAUUACCGAAUUAUUGUAAUGGGGACGUCUUUGAGUUUUGACACCUCUUUUUUGCAUUUUGUACGUGGGGUGACUCACAAGCAUCGAGAGCAUUCGAUGUUUGGUUGAAGAGAUGUAACUACCCUACAAAAAUUACUCGGUCGUGCAGCCUUGACCGCCGUGCCUGGGUAUAAAAUGUCGCUCGAGCGCCGGCAAUGCCAGUCCAACACUGGAGCGCACACGUAACAUGAAGCUCUUCUUGAUCGCCGCCCUGGCCGCCGUGGCCGCCGCCCAGCACGGCAACAGCUACGGACACGACGAGUACGACGCCAAAACGCCGUAUGCGUACGACUACGCCGUGCACGACCCGCACUACGGCGCCCAGUUCAACAAGAAGGAGACCAGUGACGGCGGCAACGUCGAGGGCUCCUACAGCGUCGUGCUGCCCGACGGCCGUACCCAGCACGUCAAGUACUACGCCGACCACUACGGCGGCUUCAACGCCGACGUGUCCUACGAGGGCUACGCCCAGUACCCGGAGCACCACGCGCCUGCCUACAAGCCUGCUCCUGCCUACAAGCCCGCUCCUGCUUACCACGAGCCCGCCUACAAGCCCACCUACAAGCCGGUCCAUAAGCCCGCCUAUACGCCUACCUACAAGGCCGCUCCGCUCUACAAGCCGGUCUAUUAGCAAGUCUAGUCUAUUAUAAAGUCAACAGAAUAAUUACAUUUAUGCAUACUAAAAUUUAGCACCGGCCAUGGUCGGCAUUGUCUGUACCUGAGCAGUGUAUCAGUUCGCUUACUUUGCCUUUGUACAUAUGUUAUGUGUAUGGUGUUAACUAUGUGUUAUGUAUGGAAGUCUUUGUCUAUGAUGUUAGAUGUCUAAAAUGUGUUUUGUCUUUCAUGUGCUUUUAUGUCUGUGGUUUGCGAAAUAAAUACUGAUGUCUUGAAA
Molecule: messenger RNA, 937 nt
Organism: Amphibalanus amphitrite
Lineage: Eukaryota; Metazoa; Arthropoda; Thecostraca; Balanomorpha; Balanidae
Product: cuticle protein 7-like
Exons: 4
Coding region: 233-676 (147 amino acids)
Cellular component (GO): extracellular matrix
Source: RefSeq, a predicted model, not a curated record